Messenger RNA from Magnolia sinica, 1077 nucleotides. RefSeq names its product receptor-like protein 9b. NCBI's taxonomy places the organism in Eukaryota, Viridiplantae, Streptophyta, Magnoliopsida, Magnoliales, Magnoliaceae. Gene Ontology annotation, molecular function: protein binding. The transcript is spliced from 4 exons. Bases 1 to 1077 code for a protein of 358 amino acids. The record is from RefSeq and is a predicted model, not a curated record.
AUGCCUGGUUCAUAUGCUGGACUGAGAGUGCUUCCAGGUAUCAAGAGGAAAUCUCUUGCCACUGUCGAUGGAAAUGAAGCACUGAACUCUUCGAACUCGAUGAAAUCAGAGCAUUUCUCAAAAUGCCAGCGUAGCAGGCCGAUUCCUAUUUUUGAUAAACAGGCCUCCCAGGAGACUAACUCAUCAGAUGAUCAUGUGGAAGUGAACAAACACAGUCAGCUAGGUCGCUCAAACAGUUUGUCGACAAAUAUGAAAGAUGGGGACGUUGCUGAGUUACCCGAAGAUCGCAAGCCUCCACAAGAUAUUUUAAAGAUCCUUUCGAAACUUCAGCUGCUUGGAAAAGAAUACUCCAGGGCUGACCGAGAGUUUGAAUGCUACACUACUUCACUCUCGCAAUUGUCGGCCCUCGAGGAGAAAACUAAUACAAUUUCCAUGGAUUGGGCAUUGGUUAUGUGGUUGUGGGCUUUGGUUUUUGUUCAGUACUGUAGUCAUUGGUGUCUUGGGUACUUGGACAAGGAGAGGACUUCUCUCUUGGAGAUCAAAGCUUCCAUCAAUUAUCCGAAUGGGUCUUAUCUUCCUACAUGGGAGGAUGGGACUGACUGUUGUCGUUGGGAAAGAAUCAAGUGCAACAAUGCGACAGGCCGAGUGACUGAAAUUUCUCUCGAUUUUACGAGGGAAGACGAGUUGGGAGAAUGGUAUCUGAAUGCCGACUUACUUCUAUCCUUUGGAGAACUGCGGAGCCUUGAUUUGUCCGGGAAUUACCUCGCUGGUUGGGUUGAUCAUGAAGGUUUCAAAAGAUGGUCGAGAUUGAGCAAGCUAGAGCACCUUGACCUGAGCUAUAACCCACUCACCGAAAGCAUCCUACCGUAUUUGGGUGCACUCUUGUCGCUUAAGAGUCUGUCUCUGAGAAGCAGUAACUUCGGACUUCCAGACAGAGGUAUUGAAGUGGAGUAUUCACCUCCUAUAAUUUUAUAUACAAGUUUUGAAAUGUUGUCUAGAUUGGGCAACCUAGAGCAGCUAGAUCUAAGUCAGAAUCAGUUAAAUGUUUGUUAUGUGGGGCCGACUCUGAUGUUUUAG